AUGCCUCGUCUUCUACAUCUCAGGACUUUAUUCCUCGUCGCCUUCAUGUUUCUGACUCUCCAGCUCACGGUUGCCGUUUCUACUCAAGACACUGACUUGAAGACAAUGUUGCUCCGCACGCCAGUCCAUGACCCUGUGGUCUUUGAGCAAGCUCACAAGUACAUUCAGAACAUGCAGUCUAAAGCCCCUUGUCAGCAACUCGCCGCCUCGACGCUCAUUGAUGGUUGCCAGUCACUCGACGUCAUGGGUGCUCAGGCCGCUCGUCUCUCUGGAAAAUCCCUUGAGGAGGUGAAGAAAGAGUAUGCUACCCGCUUGGCCAUCUGCGAACUGCGCGAUAUUGAAGGCGGUGUCCCCGACGAGUGCAUCUUGUUCAACCCUACUGGCCAAGCCUGUGGCAAGCCUCACUCUUGGCUUUCCUUCCAUCCCCGUGCACGUCCAUCUGGGGAAGAUCUCAAAAAUGUCUGCUAUCCCGCUCACACGUCGAAGCACCUGGAAAAUUGUUAUUCAAGGCUUUAUAAAACCCCGCAGAUGUGGGUCAGCCUCAGCAAUGCUCAAAACAACGCUCAUAUCAUCUGCCAGGCCAGUCGAAGUGCAGUUGAAAAUGAUGAACAUCUUAACAUGCUCAAGGAAUCUGUAAAGUCACAGCACCACACGUCAGAAGCGCUGUCUAGAUUGCUUCAAGAGACAGCUUCUCGUCUCGAAGAGCACUAUAAGUUCGUUGAGAUCAUGCGUCAAUUCCAGGCUGAUGUUACUGCGAGCCAAGAGGCCGCCUUGGCUAACGCUGACGGACUCCUUGACCGCCUGAUGGCAAACUUUGGGACCGGAAUCAAUGCUCUCUUUGGUACUGUCGCCGAGAACACCGACAAUGUCUUUAAGAAAACCCGUGCCAGCCUCAAGUCUCUUCAUGAUGAUGCCACCGAGCAUCAUCAGGCACAGGCAGCGUUUCAGGAGAAGUCUCUGAGAGCGCAUCAGGCGCUUGUUGAGGCCGUUGACAACUCGCUAAUCGACAUACGCGAUAUUCACAUGGCAGACAUCAUCAAGCACGCUCAAGAGGCCUACAACUUAAUGACUCAAUCUAUAUUCGGUUCUCAGCAACUUCUGGAAUCACAGCUUGCAUUAAACAUGUAUCAAAACCGCACGCUGGAGGCUUUUGAGAGUCUGAACAAUGACCUAGCUAAUCAACGUAUCCUCAUCGAUGAAAACUCUGGAAGGAUUUCAGCCAUGUCUAUCAUGACUUUGAACGACACUUUCAGGGUCUUCUUGAGUCAUGCCUUUAAUUGGAUAUUCCUCGCCAUUGCCUUACGGAUAGUUUACCCUUACAGCCGCACACUGGCAGCCUAUAUGGGCUGUGGUGGAGUUAUUGCCAUCUUUCUCGACAGCUGGCUUUUGGACUUACUGCAGUCUUCUCCCUCACUGGCAGACUACCCCCAGCUCCAACAAGCUGUCUGGAUUUGCGGCCUCAUCACACUCACGGCGGGCGCCCUUGCUAUCAUCGGCGCGCUGUCUUAUCGGUUCCUCGUGUUGCCGGCCAGAGAUCGCAGGAAUAACUUCAUAAAGUCAAAAUCUGAUGUGGUCCUUGAGUAA
Messenger RNA from Aplosporella prunicola CBS 121167, 1584 nucleotides. RefSeq lists its product as uncharacterized. Gene Ontology annotation, biological process: karyogamy involved in conjugation with cellular fusion; nuclear membrane fusion involved in karyogamy. The coding region runs from base 1 to 1584 and encodes 527 amino acids. Gene Ontology annotation, cellular component: endoplasmic reticulum membrane. The transcript is spliced from 5 exons. The record is from RefSeq and is a predicted model, not a curated record. Lineage: Eukaryota; Fungi; Ascomycota; Dothideomycetes; Botryosphaeriales; Aplosporellaceae.